GGUCGUUUAGGAAUACCAAUAUGUUGGUUGUGACUAGGACGGGCUUCCCUCUAAAUCAGACUGCCCUUCUAAGAUUCCGAGAAAUCUCGAGAGCGCCUCUAAUGGCGAAUGAGGGAUCUAUCUGGUCUUCAUAGAUGGAGAGUUUUAGGGUUUAGUGUGCGGAUUGGAGGUGUCUAUCGGGAGAAUCGGCGAUGGCGACGGCGACGGUCGCGACGGCGGCGGGGAUGGCGGUGGUGCUGUACUUCCUGCUUAGCUGGAGGAUUGCUGCAGCGAGGACGGACGGGGAGGAGGAUCAUGGCGGUGGAGGGAGUGUGCACAAGGUGGAGAGACUGGCGGCCGGGAGGAGGAGGAUCGCGCGUAGGCCGGCUCAGCCGCCGGCGACGUGGCGGGAGGCUGUGGCGACGCUGGUUGAGACUCUUCGUUUCACGUACUCGGAGACGCUGGGGAAGUGGCCGAUCGGGGAUUUGGCCUUCGGGAUUAAAUAUCUGAUGAGGCGGCAGGGUAAUCUGCAUGUCGCAAGUGUGUAUGCUGGUAGUGAUUGUGUAGAACUCAAGGGGCCUGAGGUACUGGCUGAAUUGAUUCGUUUAUUAAGAUUGCUGAACCUCUGCUAUCUUUUCUCAAAGAGACCAUUUCCAAUUUUUCUGGAGUCUGCUGGCUAUUCACCAGAAGAUGUACUUCUUCAAGAGCCUAAGGCAGGGCUUUUGAAACCAGCUUUCACAAUCUUAGAUGACAAGGAAACCAAAUGCUUUCUUCUGCUGAUACGAGGAACCCAUAGCAUUAAAGACACUUUGACAGCUGCAACUGGUGCAGUGGUUCCUUUUCACCACUCCGUUUUAGAUGAAGGUGGUGUGAAAAAAUUAGUCCUAGGAUAUGCUCAUUGUGGGAUGGUUGCUGCUGCUCGUUGGAUUGCAAAAUGUACUACCCCAUGCCUUCUGAAAGCAGUCAAUCAGCAUCCAGAUUUCAAGAUCAAGAUUGUUGGGCACUCAUUGGGAGGUGGCACUGCUGCACUGUUAACAUAUAUUCUUCGGGAGCGGAAAGAAUUCUUUUCAAGCACUUGUGUGGCAUUUGCUCCGGCUGCUUGCAUGACAUGGGAGUUGGCGGAGUCUGGCAAGGACUUCAUUACUAUGGUUGUCAAUGGCUCAGACCUGGUUCCAACAUUUUCAACUGCUUCCAUAGAUGAUCUUCGGUCUGAGGUGACGGCAUCAUCAUGGUUAAAUGAUUUGAGAGAUCAAAUACAGCGUACUAGAAUCUUAAAUGUUAUUUAUCGCUCCGCAUCUGCCCUAGGAUCUCAUUUGCCAUCCAUUUCUAGUGCAAGGGCUAAGGUUGCAGGUGCUGGUGCUCUACUUCGGCCUGUAUCCAGCAAAACUCAGGUUAUGGUUAAACGUGCACAAUAUGUUGCACAAGCAGUUGCUAGAAGCCAGUCAUCAUUCUCCUCUUGGACAUGCAUGGGUGCACGGCAUCGUGCUAUUGGUACAGUCACUAAAGAGAAGGAACCUAUUCUGCCAUCUGCACCACAAAGAAAUUCAGAGAAAAUUAGUGUUGAUUAUUGCGACAAUGAGAUGGUGAAUGAACCACAAUUUGAUAGUUCCAAAGAUUCGGACGAUGAGGAAACAGAGAAAGAGGAGCUAAUACAACAAGAUCAAGUUGGUGGUGCUUCUGCUGUUGAUCAAUUGACAGAUGGUGAUUUAUGGUUUCAAUUGGAAAAGGAAAUCAAUGAGCAAUCUGACUCUACUGUUGGUGACGGUCAGGAGGAUGUAGUGGCUGCUGUAAAAAAAAUAAUGGAUGAGGAAAAUGCAGUGCUGCAAGCUAACAAGCAGCAAAUUUCAGCAGUUGCAUUCGAAACGCACCAGUUUUACCCUCCCGGGAGAAUCAUGCAUAUGGUGGUGUUGCAAACUUCAGAGUCUGAUCCAACGGAGAAUGUCAUAAUGGAUGAAAAGAAUGUUGGGAUCUAUGAAUCCCCAAGAUAUCUGUAUAGUAAGAUUAGGCUUUCGAGAACUAUGAUAAAUGAUCAUUAUAUGCCUAUGUAUAAAAUGAUGAUGGAACUACUGAUCGAAAAGCUUGCCAAAGAUGAUGAUGAUGAUCAAAGAAAAACGCUAAUAUGAAAAGGACAAUAGAAUUGAUGUUUUUGCAACAGCUGAGAAAUUACAUUUCUUUGGUGGUUACUGUGUUGGUAUCUGCCAUUGAUUAUUGU
This is a messenger RNA of Musa acuminata AAA Group (dessert banana), 2191 nucleotides long. RefSeq lists its product as uncharacterized. The record is from RefSeq and is a predicted model, not a curated record. Lineage: Eukaryota; Viridiplantae; Streptophyta; Magnoliopsida; Zingiberales; Musaceae. The transcript has 7 exons. Gene Ontology annotation, biological process: lipid catabolic process. The coding region runs from base 192 to 2102 and encodes 636 amino acids.